Molecule: messenger RNA, 1971 nt
Organism: Ziziphus jujuba (common jujube)
Lineage: Eukaryota; Viridiplantae; Streptophyta; Magnoliopsida; Rosales; Rhamnaceae
Product: DNA polymerase lambda
Exons: 13
Coding region: 148-1740 (530 amino acids)
Biological process (GO): double-strand break repair via nonhomologous end joining
Cellular component (GO): nucleus
Molecular function (GO): DNA-directed DNA polymerase activity; DNA binding
Source: RefSeq, a predicted model, not a curated record
GAAUAACACACCGAAAAUAUGGACUCCAAACUCGUUGUUGAAUGACAUAAAAGACAAAAAGGGUCUCUUUGGCUUGUUGUAGAAGAAGACCUUGUUUCGCUUGCACCAGAAGAAAAACCAAAGAAAUGGCGCCAAAACCAACCAAGAAUGAAACUCCACCGUCAAACCCACCUGGGAUGUUCGCCGGAAUGGUCGUCUUCUUGGUCCCACACGGAGUUCAGAGCCGUCGGUUUCAGGUUUAACACACUACCCAUGAACCCCCGACAAGUACAUAUAUUAUACAUUUAUUUAUGCCCCAAAAAAAAAAAAAUGAAUAAUCUUUGCAAAAGUUUUUAUCUUUGUGCUUUGCCUAAGAUUUGGAAGCAGAAAUUGGCACAAAUGGGUGCUACUAUAGAAGAGCGGCUAACCAAAAGGGUCACCCAUAUUUUUGCUAUGAACCCAGAUUCUCUUCUCCAACAGAUUGACGGUGAGCGCUUGUCACGCUUCAAAGGAAGGGUUCUGCUUUAUCAGUGGAUUGUAGACAGCCUGAGCUCAGGAGAAAAGGUUUCUGAGGAUAUGUAUGAUCUGAAGAUGGAAUCAGAAGAGGAAUACGAGGCAGAAAAGUCUAAGCCAGUAAAGGCUGAGAGUGUUUCUAGUGGUGAUGAUGAUGAACAAUCAAAUGGCAAGAAGAUGAAGUCCUCUGCUGGGAGCCCUCCAGCUUCAAAUGAGAGUUCAUUAUUGUCCAAGGAUAGUUACAAUCCGCCUGAUUUGAACAAAAACAUAACUGAGAUAUUUGGGAAACUCGUUAAUAUAUAUAGAGCAUUGGGCGAUGACAGGAGGUCGUUUAGCUAUUACAAAGCUAUAGCAGUCAUUGAGAAAUUGCCCUUUAAGAUUCAAAAUGUGGAGCAGGUCAAACACCUGCCCUCCAUUGGCAAGUCAAUGCAAGAUCAUAUACAGGAGAUAGUGACAACUGGGAAGCUAUCAAAGUUGGAGCACUUUGAAAAAGAUGAAAAGGUACGAACAAUCAGCUUAUUUGGCGAAGUUUGGGGCAUAGGUCCAGCCACUGCAUUGAAAUUAUAUGAGAAAGGACACCGUACACUGGAUGACUUGAAGAAUGAAGAUUCAUUAACAAAUGCACAGAAAGUAGGAUUAAAAUAUUUUGAUGAUAUCAGACAGAGAAUCCCACGUAAAGAGGUUGAAGAGAUGGAAAUUCUUUUAAAGAAAGCUGGGGAGGAAAUUCUGCCAGGGGUAGUUAUUGUAUGUGGAGGAUCAUUUCGACGUGGGAAAGCUUCCUGCGGGGAUUUAGACGUUAUAAUUACAUAUCCUGAUGGAAACAGUCACAAAGGCUUUUUACCAAAAUAUGUGAAGCAUUUAAAGGAUAUGAAGUUCUUAAGAGAGGAUUUGGUUUUCAGCACUCACAGUGAGGAGGGUACUGAUUCUGGUGUUGACACAUAUUUUGGUCUUUGCACGUAUCCUGGAUCGGAGCUACGCCACCGCAUAGAUAUUAAGGUGUACCCACGGGACAUAUAUGCAUUUGGCCUAAUAGCUUGGACAGGAAAUGAUGUACUAAACAGGAGAUUGAGAUUGCUAGCUGACUCAAAAGGAUUCCGGCUCGAUGAUACAGGUUUGUUUCCAGCCACUCAGGCAGCUGGCGGUAAAAAGGGGGCAAAAGCUAGCGCUAGUUUGAAGUUUAAUGAAGAGAAAGAGGUGUUUGAUUUCCUUGGAUUUCCAUGGCUUGAACCACAUGAAAGAAAUUUGUAACCUGUAAAUAGAUUUUACGCACAUUUUGCUUUUGGGAGAUGGGGGUUGUUUAUAUAUUUUGGCAUGUUGCUUUCUAGCAGAGUUGCAUGUAAAUAAGUCAAGUUACUUCUCAAAAUGACACAUGAUCACAUGAAGGUUCGUUAACAAGGAACAGGUCGCUUUGUGAGCUAAUGUUUUAUCUAUAAUUUUUGGUAGUCUUUUUUUAAUUAAAGCAAUAGUGCGAUUGAAACU